AUGUCAGAGAGCGACAAGUACGAGGUGCUGGAGAAAAUCGGCCAUGGCUCGUUUGGUGUCAUUCGGAAGGUCCGGCGGAAGGCCGACGGCAUGAUUCUCUGCCGGAAGGAGAUCAGCUACCUGAAGAUGUCCCAGAAGGAGCGCGAGCAGCUCCACGCCGAGUUCCAGAUUCUGUCAAGCCUACGACAUCCCAAUAUCGUCGGCUACUACCACCGCGAACACCUCAAGGCCAGCCAAGACCUACACCUCUACAUGGAAUAUUGCGGCAACGGAGACCUCGGACGCGUCAUCCGGAGUCUGCAAGAAAAGAAUCAGUAUGCCGAGGAGUCUUUUGUCUGGAGCAUCUUCUCUCAGCUGGUCACGGCCUUGUACCGGUGUCAUUACGGAGUCGACCCUCCCGAAGUGGGCAAGAACGUGCUCGGAUUGGGCACGACUGCGAGACCGAAGCCGCCACCAGGGGCCAUGACUAUUCUGCACCGUGACCUGAAACCUGAGAAUGCAGUAUUCCUGGGCGAGGAUAACUCAGUCAAGCUCGGCGACUUCGGCCUCUCCAAGGUGAUGCAGUCUCACGAUUUCGCAUCGACGUACGUAGGCACGCCGUUUUAUAUGUCGCCCGAGAUCUGCGCCGCCGAGAAAUACACGCUCAAGUCCGACAUCUGGUCGCUGGGCUGCAUCAUCUACGAGCUCUGCACGCGGGAGCCGCCCUUCAACGCCAAGACGCACUUUCAGCUGGUUCAGAAGAUCAAGGAGGGAAAGAUCGCGCCGCUUCCGGCCAUCUACUCGGCAGAGCUCUUCGCCGUCAUCAAGGACUGCUUGCGGGUAAAUCCCGACAGGAGGCCCGAUACCGCGAUGCUGCUCAAUCUGCCCGUGGUACGGUUGAUGCGCAAGGAGAAGGAGGUGGUCGACUUCAGCAAGACGCUGAAGGCCAAGGAGGAGGCGCUUAACAGGCGCAUCCGGGAGCUCGACCAGAAGAUGACAGCGAUAGACCAAGACAAGGCAUCGAUGCGCCAAGAGAUCGACGCAUCGCUCCGAAGGGAAUGGGAGGUAAAGGCGCGGCUCGAAAUCGACCGGCUGGUGGCCGCGGAGAUUGAGCAGCUCCAGAGGAAGUUCGAACAGGAGGUCCAGAUGCGCGUCGAGAUGGAGCUCCAGAACAGGAAGGCAACAGCACACAAGGAAGAUGAGGCGCACGAUCUCUCAUCUUCCAUCUCCAAGUCCAGCCACCCGCAAUCCUCAGUCGGGAGCGUCGUCAGCGAGUUCCCCUCAACGACGGACAUUUCAGAAUUCUCGGUGGAGUCUCCGGAUACCUCGAUGCACCCGCUCAAGAAAAGCGCUCGAACUCCCUUCGCCCGAGCACAGACAAUGUUCGCCGUACCCCCCGCGGGUACUCCGAUGGACGUCGAGAUGGCCUCACCAUCACCGAUGACCAUCGCCUCGCUCUCACUCUCGCCCCGGCGCAAUGCGGCCACCAGGCCUCCGACAGUAAACCCCGCCAACAUCUUUAGCGCCAACCAGAUGGCUGGGGACGCUCGGUGGGAAACCGCCCAGGAGCAGAUGGGCUCCGACUCGGAGUCCGACGACGAGAUCAACAUCCCGUCGCCGACGCGGAUGAUCAAGUCUAGCAAGAACCCCUUCACAUCGAAGGCGCGGCCGCAACUGCAUGCGCAGAAGUCCAUGCCUGCCCACCGUCUGCAAUCUAAGCAAUCGCAGGCGCUCCAGGGCAAGACGAUCCCCGUCGCCGCUUCCACCCCGGAUUUGCAGACCGCCAUUAGAGCUAUCGGCAGCAACGGCGCGCUACAGGACCGGAGUAACAGCCCCAACCGCCGCCUGAGCAAGAUCCCGUCAGCCGCCAACCUGAAGAACAACCACACGCCCGGCGACGGAUCCGCCGCGGGGCUGAACCGCAAACCCUCCCUGGGGAAGAACCUAAAAGACGGCAGCGAACACCAGCAGCAGCAACAACAGCCCUCCGGAGCCCCCUCCAACCCGCCCCAACUGCUGAGCAAAGCGGCCGCGCCGGGCAGCAAGAACAACAACAUCCGCGGCCGGACGCUCGUCGAGCUGCAGCAGGCCCGCGCCGGCGGCCGGCCCCUGAGCGCCGUGCUCAGCAGCGGCGACGUCGCCGCCGCCGUCGGCGGGGCAAGCAACUUCACCACCACCAACGCCGCCUGCGUCAGCCCCGUGCGCGCGUUCAGGGAGCACGCCGCGGCGGCGAACCGCGGGGCUACCGCCGCCGUCGCUGCCGCCACCACCGUCCUCUCGGACCCGCCCGCCGUCUGGGACCCCGAGCGCGACGAGAUGCCCAGCCCGUUUCUCGUGCGGCGCAAGCCGGUCAGGACUAACUAG
Molecule: messenger RNA, 2343 nt
Organism: Thermothielavioides terrestris NRRL 8126
Lineage: Eukaryota; Fungi; Ascomycota; Sordariomycetes; Sordariales; Chaetomiaceae
Exons: 3
Coding region: 1-2343 (780 amino acids)
Biological process (GO): chromosome segregation; protein phosphorylation
Cellular component (GO): cytoplasm; nucleus; centrosome
Molecular function (GO): ATP binding; protein kinase activity
Source: RefSeq, a predicted model, not a curated record